Perognathus longimembris pacificus (Pacific pocket mouse) is the source of this 1951-nucleotide messenger RNA. RefSeq names its product otopetrin 3 (gene Otop3). Gene Ontology annotation, molecular function: proton channel activity. Lineage: Eukaryota; Metazoa; Chordata; Mammalia; Rodentia; Heteromyidae. Gene Ontology annotation, biological process: proton transmembrane transport. Gene Ontology annotation, cellular component: membrane. The record is from RefSeq and is a predicted model, not a curated record.
AUGGCGGGGUCUGGCGGAGGGUCCUGUCCCUGGGAGCUCAAGACCCCGAGUCUGGUUGGGGUAACCAGCCCGGGUCCUCGUCCCCAGAGGUGCUGGGCACUGGGAGGGUUCCUGUGCCUGCGCUCUGAGAACGUCCUGCUCUUUGCGGCGGGCAUCACCAUCCUGGGUGUGUGCCACUACACGCUGACCGUCAAGGGCAGUCACCUGGCCACGCACAGUGCGCUCACCGGCUCCAAGCGCUGGAGUAGGCUCUGGUUGCUCUUCUUUGUGGAGCUCCUCUACUACGUGGCCAGCACCGUGCGGCGGCCCCACGCCGUGCUCUAUCGAGACCCCCACGCGGGCCCGAUCUGGGUGCGGGGCUCCCUGGUGCUCUUUGGCAGCUGCACCAUCUGCCUCAAUGUCUUCCGCAUGGGCUAUGACGUGAGCCACAGCCACUGCAAGUCCGAGCUGGAGCUCCUCUUCCCGGCCAUCGAGAUCGUCUUCAUGGGCAUCCAGACCUGGGUUCUCUGGAAACAUUGUAAGGACUGUGUGCAGGUGCAGACCAAUCUCACCAGGUGCGGCCUCAUGCUGACCCUGGCUACAAACCUGCUGCUGUGGGUACUGGCUGUGACCAAUGACUCCAUGCACCGUGAGAUCGAGGCGGAGCUCAGCGCCCUCAUGAAGAAGUUCUCAGGCAACGAGACCAACACCUGCCUGUGCCUGAACGCCUCGGUGUGCGAGGUCUUCCGGAAGGGCUACCUGAUGCUCUACCCCUUCAGCACCGAGUACUGCCUGCUCUGCUGCGCGGUGCUCUUCGUCAUGUGGAAGAACGUGGGCCGCCGCCUGGCCGCCCACGCGGGGGGCGCGCGCCCGCCCGGCCCGCCCUUCCACCUGCACGGGGCCAUCUUCGGGGCGCUGCUGGGCGUGCUGGCGCUGGUGGCCGGCGUGUGCAUCUUCGUGCUUUUCCAGAUCGAGGCAAGCGGCCCCGAGAUCGGCCGCCAGUAUUUCACCCUCUACUACGCCUUCUACGUGGCCAUCCUGCCCGCCAUGAGCCUGGCCUGCCUGGCGGGCACCGCCAUCCACGGGCUGGAGGAGCGGGAGCUGGACACGGUGAAGAACCCCACCCGCAGCCUGGAUGUGGUGCUCCUGAUGGGCGCCACGCUGGGCCAGGUGGGCAUCGCCUAUUUCUCCCUCGUGGCCAUCAUCGCCACCCGCCCACGCGAGCUGCUCAACCAGCUCAUCCUGGCCUACUCGCUCCUGCUCAUCGUCCAGCACAUGACCCAGAAUCUCUUCAUCAUCGAGGGCCUGCACCGCCGCCCGCUCUGGGAGGCGGUGCCCGAGGACCUGUCGGGAAAGCCGGAGCCGCGGUCUCCCCACCGGGGCUCCCUGAUGGAGCUGGGCCAAGGCCUGCGCCGGGCCUCCUUAGCCUACAUCCACUCCUACAGCCACCUCAACUGGAAGCGGCGGGCCCUCAAGGAGAUCUCGCUCUUCCUCAUCCUCUGCAACAUCACGCUGUGGAUGAUGCCGGCAUUUGGUAUACACCCCGAGUUUGAGAACGGGCUGGAGAAGGAGUUUUAUGGCUACCGGACAUGGUUCACCAUCGUCAACUUGGGCCUGCCCCUGGGGGUCUUCUACCGCAUGCAUUCCGUCGGGGGCCUGGUGGAGGUCUACUUGGGGGCCUGAGGAUGCCCACCCAUCCCCCCCCCGAAGAACCGGAAGUGCCGAGGCAGAGAAAAAGGCAGCGGAGGAUCCUAUCCGGAGGCUGCUCAGAAGGCAGGGUGCCAUCUUGGGGGCUCCAGGACAGGGGCGGAGCCUGCACACUGCCCGCCAGACGGCCAUGGCCAGGCCUGAGCUCCUGCCUGCCCCGUGCCCCAGGCACCAUCCAAGCAGCCAAGGGGGCCCCCCCAGAAGCCUGGCAGGGGCCCUUGCUGCUUCCCUCUGGGCGAGUCACUUCUAAGUGACAGUCUUGUGG